AUACUUCAGUUACAGGAAAGUCACGAUCGUGUUCGACUCGAAGAAGAGAAAAAAAGUAAAGCGAGCGACAGAGACGCCCGCUUGAUCGCCGGCGUUCUGUUUCUCUCCGGCCGAGUCUUUCACCCAAUUGCAGAAAACUUAUGGUGAGUGAAUAAUCGUUGAGACAAUCUAAAGUUGAGGAAUUGGAGGGAUUCGGAAAAAAGCCAGACAAGAGUUCAACAAAGCUUGUGCAAUCAUCUUCUAUGGAACAAACGGAUCCUCUCUCCAUUUCUCAAUUGAAAUUAUCUUCAGACGCUCCAGGAUCUCCUUUGCCACAGGCCAAUAUGGCAGGGGAGCUUUCAAAGAGUCAUAUGCACUCUCUUUCUCCUAAAGACGGUCUCCCUCCCAAAGUGGAAGGGAGCAAAGAAACUUGGGAAGAGUCUUUUGACGUAGAGAAUGAUUACUCCAUUGAGGGUAAUGGACAUUCAGAUUCAACAAACUUCGAUGCUGAUCUAAGUGAGUACAAGAAAAAGGCAACGAUCAUCAUCGAGGAAUACUUUAGCACCAACGAUGUUGUAUCAGUUGUUAAUGAGCUCAAGGAGCUUGGAAUGGCUGAGUACCGUUACUACUUCGUCAAGAAGCUAGUCUCCAUGGCCAUGGACAGGAACGACAAGGAGAAAGAAAUGGCUGCUUUUCUCUUGUCUACCCUUUACGCCGAUGUCAUUGACCCUCCAGAAGUUUACAGAGGUUUCAAUAAACUUGUGUCUUCAGCUGAUGAUCUCUCAGUAGAUAUCCCUGAUGCUGUUGACGUUCUUGCUGUCUUUGUGGCUCGUGCUAUUGUCGACGACAUCCUCCCUCCUGCGUUUCUGAAGAAGCAGAUGAAUCUGUUGCCUGAGGACUCAAAGGGUGUGGAUGUGUUGAAGAAGGCUGAGAAGAGUUAUCUAGCGGCUCCGCUUCAUGCAGAGAUUGUUGAGAAGAGAUGGGGAGGUGCUGAUAACUGGACAGCUGAGGAUGUGAAAGGAAGGAUCAACGACUUGUUGAAAGAGUAUGUGAUGAGUGGAGACAAGAAGGAAGCUUUUAGAUGCAUCAAAGCAUUGAAAGUUCCUUUCUUUCACCACGAGAUUGUUAAAAGAGCAUUAAUUAUGGCUAUGGAGAGGCAAAAGGCGCAAGUAAAGCUGCUUGAUUUGUUAAAGGAAGCUGUUGAGGUUGGACUCAUAAACACCACCCAAGUGACAAAAGGGUUCAGUAGAAUCAUUGAUUCAGUUGAAGAUUUGUCUCUUGACAUUCCAGAGGCACGCGGUGUGUUACAGUCUUUCAUCUCCAGAGCUGCUUCUGAAGGAUGGUUAUGUGCUUCUUCUCUGAAAUCAAUCUCUGCUGGUGAGAAGUUACUUGAAAACUCCAGCGCUAAUGUGUUUAAAGACAAGGCUAAGUCGAUUGUCCGAGAGUACUUCCUGUCAGGUGACACUUCAGAGGUUGUACAUUGUCUUGAAACCGAGCCGAGUGCAUCUUCAAGUCAGCUACGUGCAAUCUUUGUCAAGUAUCUGAUAACUUUAGCAAUGGACAGAAAGAAAAGAGAGAAAGAGAUGGCUUGUGUCCUCGUCUGUUCUCUUGGCUUCCCUGCCAAAGAUGUCAGAAACGCAUUCUUCAUGCUCAUAGAAUCUGCAGACGACACUGCUCUGGACAACCCAGUGGUUGUUGAAGACCUUGCCAUGUUCUUAGCCAGAGCUGUGGUUGACGAGGUGUUAGCUCCACGGGACUUAGAAGAAUUGUUGAGCCAGACUCCCGAGCCAGGCUCAAAUGUGGGAGGGAAAGUGAUUCAAACUGCGAAGACGUUACUGGAAGCGCGUCUCUCCGGUGAAAGGAUCUUACGUUGCUGGGGAGGAGGAGGAAUAGAGACAAAAUCGCCAGGGUGCACUGCGAGCGAAGUGAAAGAGAAGAUUCAGAUUCUUCUUGAAGAGUACGUCUCUGGUGGAGACCUGAAGGAAGCUUGUAGGUGUGUGAAGGAGCUGGGAAUGCCGUUUUUCCACCACGAGGUUGUGAAGAAGUCAGUGGUGAGAAUCAUAGAAGAGAAAGAGAAGAAGGAACGAGUGUGGAAGCUACUAAAAGUGUGUUUCGAUUCAGGGCUAGUGACGAUUUAUCAGAUGACAAAAGGGUUUAAAAGAGUGGGUGAGUGUAUUGAGGAUCUGUCUUUGGAUGUUCCUGAUGCUGCGGAGAAGUUUUCAAGCUGUGUUGAGAGAGCCAAGCUUGAAGGGUUCUUGGACGAGUCAUUUGCUUCUGAGGAAACAAAUGGUAAGAAGGAGAACGGCUCGGCUUUGUCUGCAUUAACCUGAACCUCUUUACUCGAGAUGUUGGAUUGAUGCUAAACUACCUCUUGAAUCCUUUUUCUUGUUUUCUUUAUAAACAUAAUACCCUAAGAGUUUUGUUUUGGUACUUUGAUGAUAUGAUCUUACACUAUGGAAGGGUCUCAUCUUAGUGACGUUUUGUUACAGUUUUUUACUGCUUUUUUUCCUCUUCCAUUUAAAAAUGACUUUUUCUUUGUUUUGUUUGAGUCAUGAUCAUUACAGGUUUAGCUUUUGUUUCUUGUAAUAUUUUAACUUGACAACAGUUAUUUUCAGUUCGGUUCGAAACCACAGGCCUAAUAAUAAUUGAAUGUCAAAC
Molecule: messenger RNA, 2637 nt
Organism: Eruca vesicaria subsp. sativa (arugula)
Lineage: Eukaryota; Viridiplantae; Streptophyta; Magnoliopsida; Brassicales; Brassicaceae
Source: the annotation of a GenBank genome assembly